AAUCAUGAUUAAUGUGAGAGCUUAUUGGAGCGUUGUGGCAUGUUAGCUUUGUCAUUGUAAUGUAAACAUUUUCUUUUUUUCUCAUCUUCUGCAACCAUUUUAUGUACACUUAAAGAUGCCCUUUUAUUUGAAUCUUAUAGGCAAAGAGAAUGGCAAUAAGAAUGUUCUGCACAACUGAGGAUAACCGGCAACAUUGAAUAGGAAAGCAAGUCAGUCCAAAAAUCAAAAUAUUUUCCAUUUCUUUCAGGGAGCCACACAAUUCUUCACCUUCCUCAACAGAUGAGAGAGAAGCAACAGAAAAUCAAGAAGAGAUUUCUAGGUCGGAAAAGUAGAGUUUAAAGUCCAAGCACACAUUGCAUGAAAAGUCAAAGAUUAUUUUUCCAUUCAGCAAAAAAGGGGAAUAUCUGGAAGUUACAGGUGAGGAAAAGGUCACUUGGAAAGCCACGUAGUGCAGACAGUGUUGUAGGCCUUGCUCUGGGAGGAAGAAAAUCGCCACUACUACUAAAGAAGGGAUGACCCAUAUUUUGGACAUCCUCUGGAAUAUUAGUUGUGGAAGAGCUUCAUAGAUGUGCCUGUUGUGGGAAAGAUACAACUUGCAAAUCACAGCUGAUUAUGCCUGAGAGGAUCCUGACUGGAGAAAAGCCAUACAAUGCUCUAAAUGUGGCAAAAUCUCUGAUCAGAACAACUUUGUUGUGAUCAGUGGAAGGACUCACACAGGAGAGAAGCCCUCCAAAUGCUUCCAGUGCGGUAAAUGCUUUCAUGAGAUAUGGCAACAUGGGCUCACACAGGAGAGAAACCAUUUGAAUGUCCUGACUGUGGGAAAAGUUUCAGUAAGAAUUCCAGACUCAUGAGACACCAGAGGACUCACAUAGGAGAAAAACCCUUUGGGUGUCUUGAUUGUGGAAAAAGUUUUAGUCAGCAUUCUACCCUGGUGACACAUCAGAGGACUCACACAGGAGAGAAACCGUUUGAGUGUCCUGAUUGUGGGAAAAGUUUCAGUCACAAUUCCAGCCUGGUGAAACACCAGAGAACUCACACAGGAGAGAAACCCUUUAAAUGUCCUGAUUGUGGGAAAAGUUUCAGUCAGAAUUCCAGCUUGGUGAUACACCAGAGAUCUCACACAGGAGAGAAACCCUUUGAAUGUCCUGAUUGUGGGAAAAGUUUUAGUAACAAUUCCAACCUUAUUAACCACCAGAAGACUCACACAGGAGUGAAACCCUUUGAAUGUCUUGACUGUGGAAAAAGUUUCAGAACCAAUUCCAGCCUUGUGAUACAUCAGAGGACUCAUACAGGAGAGAAACCCUUUGAAUGUCCU
This is a messenger RNA of Pseudonaja textilis, 1315 nucleotides long. The record is from RefSeq and is a predicted model, not a curated record. Lineage: Eukaryota; Metazoa; Chordata; Lepidosauria; Squamata; Elapidae.